GUUCAAUUUUACCAAAUGGUUAGGGUUUAGUUUUUAAGUUUCAGGUUGUGGGAUGCGACGAGGCAACAGAACAGGAUCAUAAAUUUCUCAGUUAUAGUAAAGGGGUUGGAAAUGGAGUAUUUGCCGGCGGCACCGCCAGCAACAGUGGCAAGGAUGAGAAAAUUUCAAAUUGCUAAGACGGAGAAUUUCGUACGUAGACCUUGGCCCCGUAUUCACCUGAAGAAAGGAAGCAAGGUCAAGCUUUCAUUGCGGUUGCAGCCACGAGUCUCUUCGGUUUGGGCAGAUAAUCCUUUCAAUUUCCCAUUUUUUCCACCCUUUUUGUUUUGUUUAAUUGCUCUUUUUUCCUUUAGAUUUUUGCAUUCUGCAUUCAAUUCACCCUGUUCUAGAUUAGUUAUAUCAGAUCUGUGAUGCGAUCAAGCAAUCUCUCUCUCUCUUUUUUUUUUCUUUUUCUGUGUUCAAAUUAAUUUACAAUCUUGGAUUUGGUAAGUCAGGGAAUUGAGGAAGGAUGUAAGUCUGGCAUUGUUUUUAAGUGCAUGAGUGUAGGUUCUGUGUUGAGUUUACAGUGAAAUGGGAAAACUAGAUAAUUUGUAUAAACUUCACCAAUCUCAGAAGCCAGGAAGCUAGGACCUUUUUUUUUUUUUUCUAAAGGGCCAUAACCUGUUGCUAUGUUCUAUUGAGUUUGAUUUUGUACUCUUGAUAAAGUUGUUAAUAGAUUAACAUGAUAAGUUUGAAGUUGUAACUUUGUUUUGAUUUCUUCUUUAUGGGGGCGCGAAACUUCUUAGUUUAAAAGCCAUGUGUCUUGUGUGAUUCAUUCUAUCAUUAGGUGUCACCAUAAGAAUGCAGCUUAUACAUUAAGGUAAUAAUUGUCGAAAAAUAUUUCCUCUUACCGUGUUGGUAAUAUUGUAGAAGGGAUUUUUCUCUUCUAGGAAGAGAGGGUAUCAAGAACUUGAUUUUUAUAAAGUAACAAAUUGCCAAUGAUGAAUUAAAGAUUACAUCCAAUGUUGGGUGAGGUGAGAAAGAAUAGGGUUAAAAAGGGUUGAAGGGAGAAGCAUUUUUCUUUUGUAUCAAGCAUUUUGCCUUAAUCAGGUACAAGUGAUGCUGGAAUAAAAAGAAGAAGAAGAAGAAGAAGAAGAUGAUGAUGAUGAUGAUGAUGCUUUUACUUAGAAAAAGUUAGAAGUUGUACUUGAUAUGGUAUUUCAAUUUUUCUAUUAUUGUCUUGUAAUCUUCUUGUAUCUUGUUCAUUAAUGCAUUUUCCUGAUAAAUUGCCUUAAAUCAGAAACCAAAGGACGUUCUGCCCAAAAAAGAGUGCACCCACAGGAAGCAAGGUCAGUAUUAAAAUUGAUCAUGUUAC
Messenger RNA from Rubroshorea leprosula, 1351 nucleotides. Lineage: Eukaryota; Viridiplantae; Streptophyta; Magnoliopsida; Malvales; Dipterocarpaceae. The record is from the annotation of a GenBank genome assembly.